Molecule: messenger RNA, 1744 nt
Organism: Oncorhynchus keta (chum salmon)
Lineage: Eukaryota; Metazoa; Chordata; Actinopteri; Salmoniformes; Salmonidae
Gene: c15h7orf25
Product: chromosome 15 C7orf25 homolog
Exons: 3
Coding region: 178-1509 (443 amino acids)
Source: RefSeq, a predicted model, not a curated record
GAGAGUAGACCUACUUCAACUCCAAGGUAGAUGGCGACAGAGGUAUUUUUCCCCCACUGUUUCACUGCAUUCUGCUUGAUAUGAGCAGAGCGCGACCAAAGACCAGACAGCUGAGAGAGGCGGACAAGCACCGUCACCGGGCCCGGGGUACACGUAUCAAGGAAUAAUGCACCAAAGAUGGCCGCCACACACUCCAUGCUGCAGGAGCGUAUCCAGGUGGCCCAAGAGCUGCUCAAGCGCGUGGACCAGCUCUGUGCGAGGCAGGUGCGCGAUGUGGAGGGCCGGGCCAAGCUCUGCAGCAAGCUGCGAGCCGAGCUCAAGUUCCUGACCAAGGUGGAGGCGGGCAAGGUGCUCAUCAAGGAGUCCCACCUGCAGAGCACCAACCUCACACACCUGAAGGCCAUUGUGGAGUCGGCGGAGUCACUGGAGAUGGUGGUGAGCGUGCUGCAUGUGUUCGCCUACGAGGACGCUGGCGGCACCAAGCAGACGCUGGUGGUGGAUGUGGUGGCCAACGGCGGGCACACCUGGGUCAAGGCUAUUGGGCGCAAGGCAGAGGCACUGCACAACAUCUGGCAGGGUCGGGGCCAGUAUGGUGACAAGAGUGUGGUGGAGCAAGCUGAGGACUUCCUGCAGGCCAGCCGCCAGCAGCCUGUGCAGUACAGCAACCCGCACAUUAUCUUUGCCUUCUACAAUGGCGUCUCCAGCCCAAUGGCCGACCGCCUGAGAGAGAUUGGCAUCUCGGUGCGCGGGGACAUUGUGGCUGUAAACUUGGUGAUGGCGGAGGAGGAAGGAAGUGAGGAGGAAGAGGGGGAGGGAGCAAACAAGGAGGGUAUGGAACACUGCUACGAAGAGGAAGAGCGAGAAGGCAAGGCAGCGGAAGAAGAUGAAGACGUUGAAAACUUUGUCGAAGAAGACGACGACGCAGAAGAUGUCGAGCACACGCGAGUUGACCGCGACACCAUCGUGGCCAGCCUGGCAUUCCCCACCGAGGUCAAGGUAGAUGUGUGCCGGCGGGCCAACCUGGACAUCACUACACUCAUCACGUACGUGUCGUCACUGAGCCACGGCCACUGCCGCUUGGCCUUCAAGGAGCAGGUGCUGACUGAGCAGGCAGCCCAGGAGCGUCAGGACAAGGUCCUCCCUCGCCUCCAGGAGUUCAUGGCUGGCAAGGAGCUGUACGCGUGCCAGUCGGCCGUAAACGACUUCCGCGUCAUCCUGGACACGCUCGGCGGCCCCGGCGAGAAGGCGCGCGCCGAUGAGCUGCUGAGGCGGCUACGGGUGGUACCCGACCAGCCGUCGGAGCGCACCCAGCGCCUCACUGCCAGCUCCAAGGUGAACCCCCGCUCGCUCAUGAUUUUCGGCACGGGCGACACACUACGGGCCGUCACAAUGACGGCGAACAGUGGCUUUGUGAGGGCGGCGGCCAAUCAGGGCGUGCGGUAUAGCGUGUUCAUCCACCAACCGCGCGCCUUGACGGAGGGCAAGGAGUGGAGGGCCACGCCCAUAUGAGAGAGGGAGAACUAACACCCCCACAGCGGCAGGAAGAAGAAGACCGAUGAUGAGCGAAGGGCUCCGACAGCGAACAGGAAGGAGAAAAUUAAGGAAGGAGACCAUGUUUGUGGAAUGUACCACUGAACAGACAUUAAUUAAAGGGGUGUGGAAUAUACCACUGAAGAGUAAUUAAAUGGGUUGGGUGACUGCCAGAACAGUGAACUCUUCUUUUUCUUUUUUGGGGGGCAGGGAG